AUGGUCGCUGUGUAUCCGAUCGUUCUGCUCGCCCUCACUGCAAAACUCGCGACGGCCGACACCACGCCCGAUAACACGCCCGAUAACACGCCCGACGCGGAUGAGAGCAACAGCCUCAUGAUGGCGGUCGGCACGAACGGCACGACCGUGCAAGCCACCAGCGGCACGACGUCGUACAUGAACACCGAGUACAAUCCCGACCGGUGCUUGCUCCAGUUCCUCAGUCUCGCGUGCGACGACGACGACUGCGGCGAGCUCAAUGGGUUCAAGCUCGAGUGCGUGUCGAAGGGCAUGCAGAAUGGCCGCGAGAAGAAGAUGUGCGAGUGCCAAGCGGCAGACGCCGACAAGUGCCAGAACUCGGUGAACCCGAACGCCACGUCGGGCACUGUCGCCCAGUUUGGCGAGUGCAGCGACCAGCUCCAGUGCGUCGACUCGUACGGCUACAUUGCCACGUCUCAGGAAGAAGGCCCCGUCUGCGCCGAGCGGCUGCACUGUCUGCAGGAGAUUAACUCGGAGGCGACGCAGCCGGCGUCCAUCUGCCACACGUGCAUGUCGUGCAUUGCGCAGAACGACGCGGCCGAGAAGCAGUUGGCGGCCGCCAAGCGCUUCAACUGUUCGGCCAUUUGCCCGAAAGAGAUUCUCGACACUGUGGCCGAGCGCAAUGCCGCGGGCGUCGGGAUCGCCGACUCGUAUACGGUCACGGGCUCAGCCAGUGACGCAGGAGAUAGGGACAAUGCCACGACACGGCCGGACAACGCGGCGACCCCGCGCGAGACGAGUGGAUCGUCGAUGGUGAAGCCGCAGACAAGCGUCGGAGCGAUUGCCGCAGCGAUUGUGGCCGUUGUGCUCGUUGCCGCUCUGAACUAA
Molecule: messenger RNA, 867 nt
Organism: Hyaloperonospora brassicae
Lineage: Eukaryota; Oomycota; Peronosporomycetes; Peronosporales; Peronosporaceae
Source: the annotation of a GenBank genome assembly